Labrus bergylta (ballan wrasse) is the source of this 4942-nucleotide messenger RNA. Lineage: Eukaryota; Metazoa; Chordata; Actinopteri; Labriformes; Labridae. The record is from RefSeq and is a predicted model, not a curated record.
CAGUAAAAAAAGAGGCUCCCCCGACGUGCAUGAGCUGACCCUGUCAAAAGAAGACUUUCAGAAUAAAGAAAAGAAUAAAGAAGAUGUCUUCAGCACGUUCAUCACACACAGAAGGCCUGGUGACUUUUCACAUGUGACAAAAAAUGACGAGCGCUUCCUCAAGGCGCUCAUCCGUGAGGAAAAGACGAGGGAAAGCUUCACAGCUGUGAUUAUCACAGAAGUCCAACCUGAGCACAUAGACUUCAUGAAGGAUAAAUUUAAAGUAUUGACCAGACAGCUAGCUCAUAUUUAUCACUAUUACAUCCACGGACUCAACGGAAACUCCAUGAGAAGCAGCUCUUCAAACCAGGAUAAUUCUCCAAUGGUGGACAUUCAGGUCACUCUGCGGGAAAAGCCCCCCAGAUUACCCAGAGUGAUGAACCUUAAGGAGGUGGAGGACGACAUGCAGAGUCUGUACAUAAAUAGUGCAACAGACACGUUUGAGUUCAGGGCCUCCACUCAAGACAACAGUGGCAAAGUGGAGGGAAUCAUUCGAUAUCAUCCCUUCCUCUACGACCGGGAAACCUACCCUCAAGACCCCGAUGCUGAUGAAGACUCCGAGGAUAACGAGGUCAGCAAUGACGACGAGUCUGGAGUUGUGCACCAGACAAGACGGAAAAGGUCGAUAUUUGACUUUUUCUGGAAUGGACGACUCAUACCAAAAAAUGGAUACUUUCAGUUUGAUUGGUGCACUCCCAAGGGAAGUAAGCCGCCAGCCGAGUGUUACAAUCGGUUUUCAGGGGCGCUUUUCACCAACGACGCCUUCAAGGUCACCACAAACAAGAUGUCCUUCGUGGACCUGGAGCUGACUCUGAAAAACAAGAAUAUUAUCUUCACCCGUGUUGAAAAUGGAAAGAAUCGCAGAAAAGUCGACAUUCGAAAGGACUUUACAGAUUGGCUUCAGACCUGUCACGACAAGCACGACAAACAAAUCAAGUUUGUUGACUACCAGGGGACCAUAAAAAGAGAAGACUUGCCAAAGAAGAUGCAGGAUUCCUGGGAGAUAUUUUCCUCCAUCGAAUGGGACGGGAGAAUCUACAAGACAGGCCAACUUGUGAAGUCUCUGAAAACAGGGUCCAAUCUGUAUGGUACCAUACUUCGUUUUUUGCGGCACGGUAAUACAGAAAAAAAGAAUGGAAGCGUCUUUGCUACAGGAGGACAGGUUGAACUGGUUCUGGAACCAAAAGCACUUCACGAUAAGAACAAGAUCAUCCCUAUUUCCAAGAUAGACAAGACAGCCACCGAAGAAGCCAUCUUGAAACACAUUGAAAGUGACUCUGCCAAGCUUCCAGAUAAACUCAGAGUGGAGUGGCCUGAAGGUAAUCCCUGGAAGCAGAAUACAGGGUACCCAGCAGGGACCCAGUUAGGACCACUCAAAGUUGAAAUUCUCGACAAGAACGAAGUGCCGAUGGCCAGGAUGCCAAAAGGGGAACAAGGACUUGGAAAAAACCUGGUUAUCCAGCUCAAAAUAGUCUGCGAAGACAGUGACAAUGACAUGACUUUCGUUGCCCCUCAUGCAACAAAAUGGGCUUUCUGGUUCAAGAAAAAUGAGUGUCUGACUGAGCUGGGGAAGUAUACUCUGACUCUGUCCUCUAUGAUACAGGAGAGCCGUAUGACGGUUAUCGGAGACAAAGAGCUUCCAAGCUACAAACUCAGUUUCAGUAUCACAGAGGGAAUUGCUCAGAAAUUUGUCAUCGGUGCAUCAAUGAGUCCCACCAUUCAUAUAGGAGUGCCGUUCGACAUUCCUCUACAGAUAAAAGACGCUUAUGACCACUCAACUCCUCCCCCUCCUGAUCUCAAACCUGUUCUCACUUGCAGUGAGCUGGAACUGAGUUUUGAAAAAACAGACACCCGAGGGUCCACGUUCACCAUCAAAGGUGUCAGAGCCAGAGGAAAAGUUCGAGAUUACCAACAGAUAAAGACAUAUGACCUCAACGUGACCCUGCCUGGCCUGAAAGAAGACACACUGAUGAUCAAGAUCAGUCCUCUUCCCGGCAAUCCGCAUUCUCUCCAUGUGAAACCAGAAGAUGAGCCGAUCACAGUAGAGAACGGACACACCGUCAAGUUUAAUGUAGAAGUUCACGAUGAGGCAGGAAACAUCACUGCUUCCCCAAAACAGAUUGUUCGAUGUAAGGUUGAUGGGCUUCCAUUUAAGGCAACAGACUGCAGCACAGGAGUUGGGCAGCUUGAGACUGAGCCCAUAAACCUGAAAAUAAUCCAUGGAGAACCACAGAUGCUCAAGGCUGAGUUUGUGAUGCCUAGUAAGAAGAACAUUGCGACGGUGGUGAGGGAGCUGAAGGUGGUACCCAGCAGAAGAGUCUUGAGGAUGGAGCUUGGCAGUGUGGACGAUGAGAAUCUGGUGCUAAAGAACAAUGAAAAGAUCGAGUGGUUGGCUGGAAGCUCGUUGGAGAACCUGUUCUUCAAGCUGUUUGAUGAAGCGGGUAGAGAGGUAUCUCUCUCUCCAGAAAUAGCCUCAAAGAUCAAGGUUACCUGGACUGCAGAUGAAAAUCUGGAAGAUCUGCUCCAAGGGAGGCUGCCCGACUUACAGGUGCCCACACAGGCACAUAGAGAGCAACGCUACCAGGUGUCCUACCAAGACCAGAGUGUGUCCUUCUCUUUUUACAUCAUACCUCACCCUGAUGAACCAUCAAAGAUGAAAGCGACUCUGCCAACAAAAAACCCAGUGAAGCUGGGUGAAACCAUGUCUGGAAUCACCUUGGAGCUUCUGGACCAGUAUGAUAAUGUUACCCCAACACUAACCCCCAUCUGUGUGGACCACAUGAAGGUGGAAGCAGAGGGUCUGGACCAAUCGGCCAUUAACUUUGUAUUUAAGGAGAGCAGCAGCUCAGUGCUCGUGACAGGGGUGAGGUUUCAGUCUGGGUCUCUGGGCGCCAGAGAGCUUUGCUUCACCUACAUGAGCUUUGAGGUGCGAGUCAUAGUUAAGAUGACAAAUGGAGACCCUGCAAAGCUGGAACUAGUCAGUGGGCCAGAAAUGCCUUUGCAGUUGUUCAAUGAUAAUGGCAUCGCUACACCCUUCGUCAUUCAACUGCGUGACGAGUGGGGGAACCCCUGUCCGGACCAGAGGGUUUCUGUAGAGCUGAGGUCUUCACCCCCGCACUCAAAGGUGAUGUCACCUGUUGCAUCAAUGCAUGUGAACGCAGAAGGGACAGUGUCUUUCACUGUGAACAGCGUGAGCGGACCGAAGGGGUACUAUCAGCUGGAGUUUAUAGGCUCCUUCAACAAAAAACCCAUCCCUGGUCCAUCAGUAAACCUUGCCGUCAUCCCUGAUCCCCACAAGCCUGUCAGGCUGUCAGUGCGGUAUGAUACAGCUGCAAAGUUUGCUGCUGGGGGAAAAUUCCCAGCUUUUGCUGUGACCGUGGAGUCUGAGGAAGGAAGCCCAAUGACGACUUUUAACCCUGCUGCUGCGUCCAUGCUGCUGCAGAAUGGGGCGUCAUCAGGAGGGAUACCUCCUCCAACGACCACCGAGCUGAAGUGUAGUAAGCCAAUGGAGAAUGAAAACAAAGACUGCUUUCACUUCAGAGAUAAAGACAUACCACAACAUAUCGGAGAGUACUCCAUUCAGUUUUCUCUGCGUCUGGGGGGAGAAAAAGUCCUGUACAGCCCUGAGAUGAAGAUAAAAGUGGAGGCCAAUCAGCCCGUCAGACUGGGGCCCAAGUCUCAGCCAACACCCCCGGUAGUUUCCUACAGUAAAGACAUCUCCAGCCGGACCUUGGUGCAGAAUCUGACUCUCUUUGUGAUGGAUUCAUAUGGAAACCCAGCGGGGCAGAACCUGAAUGGAGAAGUGCUUGUUUCUAUAAGGGACUCGCAGAAUGAAGAAAAACGCAGAAACCUCCCGCAGUUUGAUGGCAAAGCCAGCAGCUGUAUGAUCAGCUUGGUGGAUGGAAAAGCCCACAUUGAUAGGCUGACUAUCAUGGAGAACAGUCCGGGAUACAACGGCAGUUCAUACACGCUCCUCUUUGAGCCUGUUGUGCAGUCUGUUCCCCUGACUCCCUUCACGCUCCCCUUCCAUUUUUUUAAUGAUGCUGAGAACCAAAGAAAGAUGUCUGAGCUGUCCAAGAAGAAAGUUAAGCUCAAUGAAGAAAUCGCUGUAUAUAAAAAAGUCUUUACAGAACAUGACAGUCUCCUUCCUAUGUUGAACAAUCAAAGGCUGGAUACAUGUAAAAAAGAGGCCGAGCAGAGAAAGAAGCUGAUCAACCGUCAAGUGAUAUUAGCACAACAUGUUACCUUGCAAAGUCUUAACAGACUGAUCGCAGAAAAAAACAAAGAAAUGGAGAGGAUCUUCAGGACGCCCAGAAGAGUCUACCCCCACCGGGAUCGGUUCAAGGAGCUGCCGGAUGUUUUGGGAAUGGUUGGUCACCUGGCUUUUAUAAGUGACGACUCAGAAGCGAGGGUCAUCUCCUGGCACCUCAGAGGCGACAUGAGAUGUGUCGUUACUAAAACCAGGGAAGCAGCACAGAGGAUCCAUCGUGACACCCAUGGACAGCAGGAGGUCUUGCCCCUCACCAGUGUAUACGUGGCACAAAACAAGGGGCUGCUGCCACACUUAAGAAACGGCCGUCUUCUCUUUGAGCCCCGUGGGAACCCAAAGUUUGCCAGAGAACUCCUCACGUACCCUGGAGACCAAGACCAACAGAGCUGUGUGACUGUGUUUAAAAACUUCCUCGCAAAUACUAUUCUGAUCGAUGACCUGGACUCUGGAAACCACUACAGAGAGAUGGUGGUGCAGGGUGGGUCACAAUGUCCCACCAUCCUGACCGGCAGGGGGACAGGAUAAGUGGGAAGGGCAAGUUUGGAGGCUCACAGAACAGUGCCCCCUCGAACAUGCCAGACGUUUUUGGAGCCCCCAUCCCACAGGAGUAUUUCACUCUUAAGGAACAAAUAG